Prunus persica (peach) is the source of this 1847-nucleotide messenger RNA. Its product is annotated as receptor kinase-like protein Xa21. The record is from RefSeq and is a predicted model, not a curated record. Bases 1 to 1707 code for a protein of 568 amino acids. NCBI's taxonomy places the organism in Eukaryota, Viridiplantae, Streptophyta, Magnoliopsida, Rosales, Rosaceae. Gene Ontology annotation, molecular function: ATP binding; protein kinase activity; protein binding. The transcript has 3 exons. Gene Ontology annotation, biological process: protein phosphorylation.
AUGAGGGGUGACAUUCCCAUUGGUAUUGGCAACUUGAGCAGCCUGGUAAUGUUAUCCAUGAGAGGCAAUCAAUUGAGUGGAUCAAUUCCAGCUUCACUGAGAAGACUAGGGAAUCUCCAAGCUUUGUUCUUGACUGAUAACAAGUUGCGAGGGUACAUCCCAUAUCAACUAUGUCAAUUAGAUAACCUAGCUUACUUAUUUUUGAGUAGUAAUCAGCUCUAUGGUUCUAUACCUUCUUGCUUGGGAAAUCUAACCGCAUCUCUAAGAUAUCUAUCAUUGGCGUCCAAUUCGUUGAGUUCCACAAUACCAUCUACCUUUUGGAGACUUGCCUAUAUCUUGUACGUAAACUUAUCAUCCAAUUAUCUAAUUGGACAUCUCUCACAAGAUAUUGGAAACUUGAAGGUCGUGACAGAGGUAGAUUUAUCAAAUAACAAUUUAUCUGGUAUCCUACCAAGCACUAUUGGGGGUCUUCGGGAUUUGGUUAAUCUACCCCUAGCAAAUAAUAAUUUGGAAGGCCAUAUUCCAAGUUCAUUUGACGGGUUGCUAAGCCUGCAACUCUUGGAUUUGUCCAGAAACAAUCUGUCUGGAGUGAUUCCCAAGUCUUUAGAAGCUCUGUUACUUCUCAAGUAUAUGGAUGUGUCUUUCAACAGGCUCCAAGGAGAAAUUCCAACUGGUGGACCGAAAAGGAAUGUGGAAGUUGCAGAAGAGGCUACCUCGUUGCCUCAACUUCUUUGGAGAAGAGUUUCACAUGUAGAACUUCUAAGGGGCACAAAUGGAUUUAAUGAAAACAACCUACUUGGAAGUGGGGGUUUUGGUUCAGUAUAUAAAGGAACACUUUCAGAUGGAAUAGAUGUUGCAGUAAAGGUUUUCAGUUUACAGAUAGAAGGGGUUUUCAAAAGUUUUGAUAGGGAAUGUGAAAUGCUAAGCAAUAUUCGUCAUCGAAACCUUAUCAAAAUAAUCAGCUGUUGCAGUGAAAUUGAUUUCAAAGCCUUGGUACUCGACUACAUGCCUAAUGGGAGCCUCGAGAAGUGGUUGUACUCUCAAAAUUCUCUGAAUAUCUUACAGAGGUUGAACGUAAUGAUAGAUGCUGCAUCUGCACUGGAAUACCUACACCAUGGUUAUUCAAUACCUAUUGUGCACUGUGAUAUGAAGCCAAGCAAUAUACUACUGGAUGAUGAUAUGGUUGCACAUGUUGCUGAUUUUGGAAUUGCAAAACUCUUGGAUGGAGGAGAUUCUAUUACCCAAACCAUGACUCUAGCCACUAUUGGGUAUAUGGCUCCAGAGUAUGGAUUGGAAGGAAUGGUUUCAACAAGAGGGGAUGUGUACAGUUUCGGAAUUCUAGUGAUGGAAACAUUCACAAGAAGGAAGCCAACAGAUGAGAUGUUUGGUGGGGAAAUGAAUAUAAAGCAAUGGAUUGCAAAGUCACUAGUAUUACCAGAUGCAAAGAUAGAUGAAGUUGUGGAUGCCAAUUUGCUUGGGAUUGGGACAGAGCAGGAAGAUGAUGAUCAUGUGAGGAAGAGGGAUUGCAUGUCAGCUAUUAUGAGAUUAGCUCUUACUUGCUGUGCAGAAUCACCAGAAGGGAGGAUAAGUAUGAAAGAAGUUGUAGCCACACUCAACAAAAUCAAGACAAAGUUUUUGAAGGACGCUGCUGCAGGAAGAAGAGGUGUGCUGUUAAACCGUCCUCUUGUUCAGCAACGCUUCAAUUAAUGGGUCCUAUCCUAUGACAUGUAUUUCAUGCACUUUGAUUUGAUUCAAUUUCAGUCUUUAAUUUAGACAAUUUAAAGGAAGGCAUGCUGUUUUAUUUCAAACUGAUUAUAUGGUGGAGUGUGUAGACUUAUUAUAUAAUA